This is a messenger RNA of Macaca mulatta (Rhesus monkey), 4522 nucleotides long. The record is from RefSeq and is a predicted model, not a curated record. Lineage: Eukaryota; Metazoa; Chordata; Mammalia; Primates; Cercopithecidae.
CCCAUGGCAGCGGCUCCGCUCGGCAUCCGGGUCCACUCCCGCUUCGCCUACCCAGGCCGACCCGGCGCCACUAGCACGGACUCGCUCUCUCGGCGCUCGAUUCCUGCGCCUUGUGACGUGAAGCGCUUUGUUCCUCCCACUCCAGACACUGACGCUCCUAGCAACCGGCUAGCAGCUCCGUUUCCAAGGACUGUAACGCCUUCAACCGCCCGCCGUGAUAGAGUGCCCACGACCCUGCCUCGGGAAUCCCGCUCCGCACCGCCCCACCAGACCCGGACUCGGAGCCGCGAGCGGCCCGAGAUGAGCAGCAAUGACUCCUCCCUUAUGGCUGGGAUCAUUUACUAUAGCCAGGAAAAGUACUUCCACCACGUGCAGCAGACUGCAGCUGUGGGCCUGGAAAAAUUCAGCAAUGACCCUGUGUUGAAGUUCUUUAAAGCUUAUGGAGUCCUCAAAGAAGAGCACAUCCAGGAUGCCAUCAGUGACCUGGAAAGCAUCAGGCAUCACCCAGACGUGUCCCUGUGCUCCACCAUGGCCCUCAUUUAUGCUCACAAAAGAUGUGAAAUCAUUGACCGAGAAGCAAUUCAGGAGCUUGAGUACAGCCUGAAGGAAAUACGCAAGACAGUCAGUGGGACUGCCCUGUACUAUGCUGGUGUCUUCCUCUGGCUCAUAGGCCACCAUGACAAGGCCAAAGAGUACAUUGACCGCAUGCUGAAGAUCUCUAGAGGCUUCAGAGAGGCCUAUGUGCUCAGAGGCUGGGUGGACCUCACCUCAGACAAGCCCCACACUGCGAAGAAAGCCAUUGAGUACCUGGAACAAGGAAUUCAGGACACCAAAGAUGUGCUGGGGCUGAUGGGAAAGGCAAUGUACUUCAUGAUGCAGCAGAACUACUCAGAGGCCCUGGAGGUGGUGAACCAGAUCACUGUGACUUCAGGGAGCUUCCUGCCAGCCCUCGUCCUGAAGAUGCAGCUGUUCUUAGCUCGGCAGGACUGGGAGCAGACAGUAGAAAUGGGACAUAGAAUCCUAGAAAAAGAUGAAAGCAAUAUUGAUGCCUGCCAAAUUCUAGCUGUGCAUGAGCUUGCAAGAGAAGGAAACAUGACCACAGCUACCAAUCAUGUUAGAAAUCUGAUUAAGGCACUAGAGACAAGGGAGCCCGAAAAUCCAAGCCUCCAUCUUAAAAAAAUUCUUGUGGUUAGCCGACUGUGUGGGAGUCACCAGGUGAUUCUAGGACUAGUGUGUAGUUUCAUCGAGCGCACCUUCAUGGCCACCCCCUCCUACAUCCAUGUGGCCACAGAACUGGGCUAUUUCUUCAUCCUGAAGAACCAAGUGAAAGAGGCCUUGCUGUGGUACACAGAAGCCAUGAAACUGGACAAGGACGGCAUGGCUGGUUUGACAGGGAUCAUCUUGUGUCAUAUCUUAGAAGGCCACCUGGAGGAAGCUGAGCACCAGCUGGAAUUCCUGAAGGAGGUGCAGAAGUCCCUUGGGAAGUCUGAGGUGCUAAUUUUCCUCCAAGCCCUCUUGACGUCUAAGAAGCACAAGGGGGAGCAAGAGACCACAGCGCUCCUGAAGGAGGCAGUGGAGCUUCACUUCUCCAGCAUGCAAGGCCUUCCUCUUGGCUCUGAGUACUUUGAAAAGCUGGACCCCUACUUCCUGGUCUGCAUUGCUAAGGAGUACUUGCUCUUCUGCCCCAAACAGCCCAGGUUACCAGGCCAGAUCGUGUCUCCACUUCUUAAACAAGUCGCCGUGAUCUUGAAUCCUGUAGUCAAAGCAGCACCAGCUCUGAUCGACCCCCUGUAUUUGAUGGCUCAGGUCAGGUAUUACUCAGGAGAGCUAGAGAACGCCCAGAGCAUCUUGCAGCGUUGCCUGGAGCUGGACCCCGCCUCCGUGGACGCCCAUCUCCUCAUGUGUCAGAUCUACUUGGCUCAGGGCAACUUUGGCAUGUGCUUCCACUGCUUAGAGCUGGGUGUCAGCCACAACUUCCAGGUCCGAGAUCACCCCCUCUACCACCUCAUCAAGGCCAGGGCUCUCAACAAGGCUGGAGACUAUCCAGAAGCCAUAAAGACACUGAAAAUGGUCAUCAAAUUGCCAGCUCUGAAGAAGGAAGAAGGCAGGAAGUUCCUCGGGCCCUCUCUGCAGACCAGCCAGCGGGCAUCCAUCUUAUUGGAACUGGUGGAGGCCCUCCGGCUGAAUGGGGAGCUACAUGAGGCCACCAAGGUCAUGCAGGACACCAUCAAUGAGUUUGGCGGCACACCAGAAGAGAACCGCAUCACCAUUGCCAACGUGGACUUGGUCCUGAGCAAGGGUAAUGUGGACGUGGCACUGAACAUGCUAAGGAACAUCUCACCCAAGCAGUCCUGCUACAUGGAAGCCAGAGAGAAGAUGGCCAACGUCUACCUGCAGACCCUCAGAGACAGGCGCCUCUACAUCAGAUGUUACCGUGAGCUCUGUGAACAUCUGCCUGGCCCCCACACCAGCCUGCUACUGGGUGAUGCUUUAAUGAGCAUUCUGGAGCCCGAGAAGGCCCUGGAGGUCUAUGAUGAGGCCUAUAGACAGAACCCACACGAUGCCUCCCUGGCCAGCAGAAUUGGGCAAGCUUAUGUGAAGGCCCACCAGUAUACUGAGGCAAUUGAGUAUUAUGAGGCUGCCCAGAAGAUUAAUGGACAGGACUUUCUGUGCUGCGAUCUGGCCGAACUGCUCCUAAAGUUAAAGAAGAUCAAUAAAGCAGAAAAAGUUUUGAAGCAGGCACUGGAACAUGACAUUGUCCAAGACAUCCCAUCCAUGAUGAAUGAUGUUAAGUGCUUGCUUUUGCUGGCAAAGGUUUACGAGAGCCAUAAAAAAGAAGCUGUGAUAGAAACUUUGAACAAGGCCUUGGACCUCCAGUCUCGGAUACUGAAGCGAGUUCCACUGGAGCAACCAGAAAUGAUCCCCUCCCAGAAGCAACUGGCAGCCUCUAUCUGCAUCCAGUUUGCAGAGCACUACCUGGCAGAGAAAGAGUAUGACAAGGCGGUACGGUCUUAUAAGGAUGUCUUCUCCUACUUGCCCACUGACAAUAAGGUGAUGCUGGAGCUGGCGCAGCUCUACCUGCUCCAGGGGCACCUGGACCUGUGUGAGCAGCACUGUGCCAUCCUCCUGCAGACUGAGCAGAACCAUGAGACUGCUUCUGUGUUGAUGGCUGACCUGAUGUUUAGAAAACAGAAACAUGAAGCGGCCAUCAAUCUUUACCACCAAGUCUUGGAGAAAGUGCCAGACAAUUUUUUGGUAUUGAAUAAAUUAAUCGAUCUGCUAAGAAGAAGUGGUAAACUUGAAGACAUUCCUGCCUUUUUUGAAUUGGCCAAGAAGGUGUCCAGCCGGGUGCCUUUGGAACCAGGGUUCAACUACUGCAGAGGUAUCUACUGCUGGCACAUAGGGCAGCCCAACGAAGCCUUAAAGUUCCUGAACAAGGCACGCAAGGACAGCACUUGGGGCCAGAGCGCCAUCUACCACAUGGUGCAGAUCUGUCUGAAUCCAGACAAUGAGGUUGUGGGCGGAGAGGCUUUUGAGAACCAGGGGGCCGAGAGCAACUACACAGAGAAGAAGGAGUUGGAACAGCAGGGCGUGAGCACCGCCGAGAAACUGCUGCGUGAGUUUUACCCGAAUUCAGCCUCCAGCCAGACCCAGCUGCGGCUGCUGCAGGGCCUCUGCAGGCUGGCCACCAAGGAGAAGGCUAACAUGGAGGCUGCACUGGGCAGCUUCAUCCAGAUAGCGCAGGCUGAGAAGGACAGUGUCCCUGCCUUGCUGGCCUUGGCACAAGCCUAUGUGUUCCUGAAGCAGAUCCCCAAGGCACGUAUGCAGUUGAAGCGCCUGGCCAAGGCCCCCUGGGUGCUGAGUGAGGCUGAGGACUUGGAGAAGAGCUGGCUCCUGCUGGCCGACAUUUACUGCCAGGGCAGCAAGUUUGACCUCGCCUUAGAACUGCUGCGGCGCUGUGUGCAGUACAACAAGUCCUGCUACAAGGCCUAUGAGUACAUGGGCUUCAUCAUGGAGAAGGAGCAGUCCUACAAGGAUGCAGUCACCAACUACAAACUGGCCUGGAAGUACAGUCAUCACGCCAACCCUGCCAUUGGUCACCAGGGUGCCACCAUCUAUGCUCUCCAUGCCCCUGGUAGGCUUCAGACUUGCUUUCAACUACCUGAAGGACAAGAAAUUUGUGGAGGCCAUCGAAAUCUGCCACGAUGUCCUCAGGGAGCACCCCAACUACCCCAAGAUCAGGGAGGAAAUUUUGGAAAAGGCCCGAAGGUCCCUGAGGCCCUAGCUGGGGUCAAGGGGCCUGCGGUAGAAGCCAUCAACCUACUGAAGUUAUGUGGAAGGAUGGAAAGUGGGUCAGUGGAGAAGGGAUUCAGAAAAUGACACCUUCUUCCCCAUUACUAGAGUGUAUGUGGUUUAUUUUGAAUCAUGUUUCAUCUGACCUAAGGGUCAUCCCAAAGCUUUAUGUUUUUAAGGCACAAGAAAUGUUGCUCUGGGAAGAAAGACAUCAACUGGCUUAACUUUU